UGUGAAGGAACUACUUAUUCUCCCACUCAAUUUUUACAAAGCCCUAAAAAGAUAUAGUAAUAAAAACAAAAAGAGAGAUAAAGGAGAGAAUGUGAUGAAGGAAAAAUAAAAAUUAAACAAGCUAAAGUUCUUCUCUUCUUUUAAUUCCUUCAUCUUCUUUCUUCUUUUUUCCUAUCCUUUCUCUUUGUUGGGGGACUCUGGUAUUCCCUUCUUCUCUCUUUAUUGUGAUUCUCCACUCAUAUAUUUCCAAAAAACUCAAUCAACCUUUAUUAAAGAUAAAGAGUAAAGAGAUAUCAAAGAAAAGAAAAAGAAUUAAACCAUGGCUUUCUCUUCUUUUCCAAUCUAUUUAGAUCAUCAUAAUUUGCACCAUUUACAACAACAGCCAGAUCAUCAUCAACAAGGAAACCCUGGCCUUGACAAUCCUCAGCUCCUUCCACCACCCACUCAGGUGGGUGGUGGGCCGGGCUCGAUCAGGCCUGGUUCUAUGGCCGAUCGAGCCCGAAUAGCCAAGCUUUCGUUGCCGGAAGCUGGGUUAAAGUGUCCAAGGUGUGAUUCCUCGAACACUAAGUUUUGUUACUUCAACAACUACAGCCUCUCCCAACCGCGCCAUUUCUGUAAGAAUUGUCGCCGUUAUUGGACAAGAGGGGGCGCCUUGAGAAACGUGCCGGUGGGAGGCGGCUGUAGGAGGAAUAAAAGAAACAAAAGCAGUAACAACAACAAUAGCGCAAAAUCAGGAGGCGGAGGAGGACAAAUGGGUAAUACUACUAAUAAUGCUUCAACAAGUGCAAUUCCUUCAAGUUGUAACAUGGAAAUGAUUGGUCACCACUUUUCACAAUCAUCUACACAAUUUACAUCACUUAUGGGUGCUUUCCAAAACCUAAAUAAUUAUGGAGGAUUAAUUCAGCCUCCUCCUCAUCAAUUAGUUGGUGAAAUGGGAUUUCAAAUAGGGAGUAACAAUUUAUUGCCAUCUUUGGUAGCUUCUAACAACUUUGAGCAUCCAACAAAUUUGUACCCUACUUUUCAAAAUGAAGGUCCUACUACUACUACUACUACAACAAUUGAAGCAUCAAAUGGGGUUACUCAACAAGUGAAAAUGGAGGAUAAUAAUAGACAAGGUAUGAAUUCAUCAACCAAACAAUUUUUGGGUACUCUUGAAAAUACUAAUCAAUAUUGGGGUGUUGCAAACGAAAAUUCUUGGAUAGGGUUUUCUAGUGAUCUCAAUAAUAACUCCCCUAGUACUACCAACCAUCUUCUAUGAUCAUAUGUUAACUUCAAUUCUUAAAUUGAAAUGAUUCAUGGAUGGUAAUUGAUUUCAAUAUGUUGAGCCCUAAUGUUAUAAGAAAGUGAAGAUUUGCGGAGUCACAAUGCUAGCUACAGAUUCAACAGAACUCGAUCAUAAACUAAAAGUUCUAGCUCUGCCUCUCCUCUGGUGAUCUGUAUCUCAUCAUCAUCAUGUUGUUGUUGAGGAUGCAAUUAAAGAUGCAUUGCAUGGUAGGAUUUGUUUUGUAUUUCAUGGCUCUAAGUUAAAAUAUCUUUGUGUUGUUUGUUUAAUUUCUUUAGUGUGUUGUGUUUUUGGUUUUUGGGAGGUUCUUUUAUAACGUGUGAAGUUAUAUGAGUUUUUGGUAUCUGACAUUAUUUCAUUUGUACUGUCCUUGAUAAGUAGUUAUUUGUAAUAGUAACUUAUUAUUUCCCAAAUUCCAACCCUAGCUACUGCAAGUUCACUAAUAUAUAUAUGUUUGGUACUCCUUUUAGAA
Molecule: messenger RNA, 1754 nt
Organism: Solanum stenotomum
Lineage: Eukaryota; Viridiplantae; Streptophyta; Magnoliopsida; Solanales; Solanaceae
Product: dof zinc finger protein DOF3.6-like
Exons: 2
Coding region: 320-1258 (312 amino acids)
Biological process (GO): regulation of DNA-templated transcription
Molecular function (GO): DNA binding; DNA-binding transcription factor activity
Source: RefSeq, a predicted model, not a curated record